This is a messenger RNA of Haemorhous mexicanus (house finch), 10039 nucleotides long. It is a transcript of the gene NSD3, whose product is annotated as nuclear receptor binding SET domain protein 3. The record is from RefSeq and is a predicted model, not a curated record. Gene Ontology annotation, biological process: regulation of DNA-templated transcription. The coding region runs from base 376 to 4740 and encodes 1454 amino acids. Lineage: Eukaryota; Metazoa; Chordata; Aves; Passeriformes; Fringillidae. Gene Ontology annotation, cellular component: chromatin; nucleus. The transcript is spliced from 26 exons. Gene Ontology annotation, molecular function: protein binding; histone H3K36 methyltransferase activity.
CCAGCCAGGCAGCUCUGUCUGUCUGUCAGUCAGACACCUGCAGCAGUGAGCAGCUCCUGGGAGCAGUUGCUGUGUUGGUGGGGUGCCUGAGGAGAGCAGCAGCAGUGCAGCUUGGAUCCUUUGGGGUGAAGCAGCACAGGAAAUGGCAGUAAACAUCUCUGGGGUCAGGUCAGCUCACUGUGUGUUGCUUCUUGUUGAACAUUGAGCUGCUUACGUGAAUGCCAAAGCCUUCUCUGAGCCUGCAGUUGAGUUUUGGAAGUCUAACUUUGAUUGAGUCUGAUUGUGGUGUUUCAGUAUGCACUGGAAAGUUGAAGGUGUGGAAUCUCAUUCAGCCCUAUGAGAAAAAGGGAAAGCUAAGGAUGCUGGAGCAGAACAAUGGAUUUCUCUUUCUCUUUCAUGCAAGGGAUCAUGGGAAACACAAUUCAGCAACCACCUCAACUCAUUGACUCGGCCAACAUCCGCCAAGAGGAGGCCUUUGAUGGCAGCAGUGACAUUGCCGAGGAUGGGGGCCGGACGCCGUACGAGGCCGCGCUGCAGCAAGGCUUCCAGUACCCCACGCCAUCCGAGGAGCUGCCCCCCCUCACCAACGGCUACCCCCCGGCCAUCAGCAUGUACGAGCCCCAGGGCAAGUACCAGGGGUACCCUCAGUAUCCCAACGGAUCUGCCAACGGCUUCGGGACGGGCAGGAACUUCAGCCCCCCGGAGUAUUACCAGCUGGAGAACAGCAACGCCAGGCCGCAGGAAGUGGUGGAGAAACCUUCCCCUCCUCCCCAGCCGCCACCUCCGCCACCGCCUCCACAAGUGGGGAUUCCAAAGAAGACUGGCUCACCAGAGAUCAAACUGAAAAUAACCAAAACUAUCCAGAACGGCAGGGAAUUGUUUGAGUCCUCCCUGUGUGGGGACCUGUUGAAUGAAGUCCAAGCGAGGGAGUACGCUAAGGCAAAACAUGAAGGGAGGAAAGAGAAAAGGAAAAAAAGUAGCAAGCAUGACUCUUCCAGGUCGGAAGAGCGCAAGUCACACAAAAUUCCAAAAUUAGAACCAGAGGAGCAAAAUAGACCAAAUGAGAGGCUUAGCACACUCUCUGAGAGACCAAGAGAAGAUGCAGUGCUGGAGGAAGCCCCGGUCCAGCAGCUCGUGCCAUCCCUUCCAACACAGGUCACCCAUGAUGUCAAGUUCCAGGUUGGGGAUCUGGUUUGGUCCAAGGUGGGGACGUACCCAUGGUGGCCUUGCAUGGUGUCCUGUGAUCCACAGCUUGACGUGCAUACCAAAAUUAAUACAAGAGGUGCCCGGGAAUACCAUGUACAGUUCUUCAGCAACCAGCCAGAGCGGGCCUGGGUGCACGAGAAGCGCGUCCGGGAGUACCAAGGGCACAAACAGUACGAGCAGUUACUGGCUGAGGCAGCCAAGCAAGCCAGCAACCACUCUGAGAAACAGAAGAUUCGCAAGCCGCGGCCGCAGAGGGAGCGAGCUCAGUGGGACAUUGGCAUUGCCCACGCCGAGAAGGCGCUGAAAAUGACCCGGGAAGAGAGGAUAGAACAGUACACCUUCAUUUACGUAGACCAAGAGCCAGAGGAGGCUUUGGCCAAAGCCAAAAAGACUGCUGCUUCCAAAUCGGAGGCCAAGAAGAACCGGCGGCCGAAGGCGGCGCCGAGCUCGCAGCCGGAGCACGGCAGCGCGGCCGCCGGCUCCUCGCCUUGCCACGGCGAGCGCCGGCAGGGCCAGCGCAGGCACUCCAGCCUGGAGGAGGAGGAGGCUCCACCCGUGAAAAUCGCCUGGAAAACAGCUGCAGCUAGGAAGUCCCUGCCAGCUUCGAUCACCAUGCACAACCUGGAUCUGCAAAAGUGUAACAUGUCUCCGGUUGUUAAAAUUGAACAGGUUUUUGCCCUUCAGAAUGCUGCUGGCGAUGGAAAACUCAUCGAUCAAUUUGUUUAUUCCACUAAGGGGGUUGGUAACAAAACAGAAAUAAGUGUCAAAGGACAAGAGAAACUUAAUUCUUCGUCAGCUCAGAGAAGUGAGAAGGCAGUGGUGCAAAACGCGUCCUCUCCUGAGACAACUUCUGGGGCAGCAGGUUCUGUAGAAAAGAAGCAACAGAGAAGAUCGAUUCGAACCCGCUCCGAGUCUGAGAAAUCCACUGAAGUUGUGCCAAAGAAGAAGAUCAAAAAGGAGCAGGUUGAAGCUGUCCCACUGGCAGCAGUGAAGACGGGGUUGCAGAAAGGUGCCAGUGAGAUUUCAGACUCCUGUAAACCCUUAAAGAAGAGAAGUCGUGCCUCCACUGACAUGGAACUGACCAGCUCAGCCUACAGGGACACGUCUGACUCUGACUCCAGAGGACUCAAUGAUUUGCAGGUAAAGGGCAGUUUUGGGAAGCGUUCAGACAGCCCCUCAGCCACUGCUGAUGCUGAUGCCUCAGAUGUGCAGUCAGUGGACUCCAGCUUAUCCAGGAGAGGAACUGGAACAAGUAAAAAAGACACUGUUUGUCAGAUCUGUGAGAGCUCUGGCGAGUCGCUGCUGGCCUGCGAGGGCGAGUGCUGCAGCAUGUUCCACCUGGAGUGUCUCGGCCUGAAGGCCAUGCCUGAGGAGAAGUUCAUCUGCACCGAGUGUAAGAAUGGAGAGCACACGUGCUUUUCCUGCAAGCUGCCUGGCAAGGACGUGAAGCGCUGCUCUGUCAGCACCUGUGGGAAGUUCUACCACGAGUCCUGUGUGCGCAAGUUUGCCACGGCCCUGUUCGAGUCGCGCGGCUUCCGCUGCCCGCAGCACUGCUGCACCGCCUGCUCCAUGGACAAGGACAUGCACAAAGCCAGCAAAGGUCGCAUGGCGAGAUGUCUGCGCUGCCCCGUGGCCUAUCACUCUGGAGACGGCUGCAUCGCUGCAGGAAGCUUGUUUGUGUCAUCCCACAUCCUCAUCUGUAGUAACCAUUCCAAAAGGACUCACUCCUCAUCAGCUGUAAAUGUAGGCUUUUGUUUCGUUUGUGCAAGAGGGCUGGUAGUGCAGGACCAUUCAGACCCCCUGUUCAGUUCCUAUGCCUAUAAGUCCCACUACCUACUGAAUGAGUCAAAUCGUGCUGAGUUGAUGAAAUUACCUAUGAUUCCUCCUCCUUCGUCAGCUUCCAAAAAGAAAUGUGAGAAAGAGCUUUGGUUCCCCGGGAGCGUUCAGAGCCGGUGCCCCAUUUCCCAGCCCAAGUUAGGUGGCAAACUGUUGUGCUGUGAGUCGUGCCCAGCUUCCUUCCACCCCGAGUGUCUCAGCAUAGAAAUGCCUGAGGGAUGCUGGAAUUGCAAUGACUGUAAAGCUGGCAAGAAGCUGCGGUACAAGCAGAUCGUUUGGGUCAAGCUUGGGAAUUACAGGUGGUGGCCAGCAGAGAUCUGCAAUCCCAGGUCUGUGCCUCUCAACAUACAGGGCCUCAAACAUGAUAUCGGGGACUUCCCAGUAUUUUUCUUUGGUUCACAUGACUACUAUUGGGUACACCAGGGCAGAGUUUUCCCUUAUGUUGAAGGAGAUAAAAGCUUUGCUGAGGGGCAAACUAGUAUUAACAAGACCUUCAAGAAAGCACUUGAAGAAGCAGCAAAGCGUUUCCAGGAACUGAAAGCACAAAGAGAAAGCAAAGAGGCAUUGGAAAUUGAAAGGAAUUCAAGGAAGCCUCCGCCCUAUAAACACAUUAAAUCCAACAAGGUGAUCGGGAAGGUGCAGAUCCAGGUGGCCGACCUGUCGGAGAUCCCGCGCUGUAACUGCAAGCCGUCGGACGAGAACCCCUGCGGGCUGGAGUCAGAGUGCCUCAACAGGAUGCUGCAGUACGAGUGCCACCCUCAGGUGUGCCCAGCUGGGGAGCGCUGCCAGAACCAGUGCUUCACCAAGAGGCUCUACCCCGACGCCGAGAUCAUCAAAACCGAGCGCCGCGGCUGGGGCCUCCGCACCAAGAGGAGCAUCAAAAAGGGUGAAUUUGUGAAUGAAUAUGUUGGGGAGCUGAUUGACGAGGAGGAGUGCCGGCUGCGGAUCAAACGUGCUCACGAGAACAGUGUCACCAAUUUUUAUAUGCUAACUGUAACCAAGGACCGAAUAAUAGAUGCUGGCCCAAAGGGGAACUACUCUCGUUUUAUGAACCAUAGUUGUAACCCAAACUGUGAAACACAGAAGUGGACAGUGAAUGGUGACAUUAGAGUUGGACUGUUUGCUCUUUGUGACAUUCCUGCAGGAAUGGAAUUAACAUUCAAUUACAACCUGGAUUGCCUGGGCAAUGGCAGGACCGAGUGUCACUGCGGAGCAGAAAACUGCAGCGGCUUCCUGGGAGUGCGGCCCAAGACAGCAUUUGCAACGGCAAAUGAAGAGAAGGUGAAAAAUGCAAAACUAAAGCAGAAGAAACGGAAAAUAAAAACAGAACAGAAGCAGAUGCAUGAAGAUAACUGUUUCCAGUGUGGAGAUGGGGGAGAGCUGGUCAUGUGUGAUAAGAAGGACUGUCCCAAAGCAUACCACCUCCUAUGCCUUAACCUGACUCAACCACCUUUUGGAAAGUGGGAAUGUCCAUGGCAUCAGUGUGACAUCUGUAGCAAUCCUGCCGUGUCCUUCUGUGAGUUUUGCCCCCACUCCUUCUGCAAGGAUCACGAGAAGGGAGCCCUGGUGCCGUCAGCGCUGGACGGCCGCCUCUGCUGCUCCGCGCACGACCCCAAAUCUCCUGUGGCACCCGAGUACUGGAGCAAGAUCAAGUGCAAAUUGGAAGCACAGAAUGCUGUGGAAGAGGCAAAGGAGUGAAUUUGGUUAAAAACAAACACGGGAGGGGAGAAGAGGGGCAGCAGGCGAUGAACUCAGAGUUUGCAGUGCCACACUCGGCUUUGUCCUCGCAGCCGUCACGUGUGAGCUGGAAUGGGACCAUUGACCUGAGCGAGAAGGACCAGGCAGUGGUGUUUGGUUUUUAUUGUUUGGUCUUUCUUUUACCCUUGAAUGUGCUACAGCAGCUCUUACUGUUGGAAACCAGGAGCGUCUUGGCCUUUGAAGAAAACCGUAAACCUUUUGACAGUGAAAAGAAUAUUCUGUUUAAAAUAAUGUUCUUUGAGUGUAGAAAGCAAAGCAUAGCCACAUAUUUAUUUAUUUAAUUUUGAAAGGGUGUUGAAGAUCUGGCUUUGAUCAGUCAUCGUGUCUUUAAAAACAGCGAAGCCAACGUAACUUUUGUGUCUAGUUUAUGGAAAGAGCAAAGCCUCUCCCCUCUGUAACACUGAGAUGCCAAACAGACAGGUGUGGGUGUCAGACCAGGUGACUCUGCAAUGCCUCUGUUCCAGUACUUAUUGUUAAAGGCAUUGGAGAAGGUAGGUUGUCUCUCAUGUUUACUUAUGAAUAUUAUUGUGAAGCUUUUCCUGUGAGAAAUCAGGUGUGUGACUUCUGGGAAGUGCUCGUAACACAAGGUCUGGCAGUGAGGAAGAAGUGGUGGUGCCUUGCUCCAGAGCUGUCUUAGGUGUUUGCAGACAUGCAAAAAUUCAGAGUUUAAUUGCACAGUGGUCGUUUCUGUAUCCCACCUAUAUUUUGGAAACCCUCCCAGGCAGGAGAGGCUCCCAACCUGAGUCAGAGCUGAAGACAGUCCUGCCAGUGGGCUCCUCACCUGGUUUGGUGGCAGUUACUGAGUGAUUCUUCAGUCCUGCCUUCUCAGGCUCCCCUUGGCUUCAGGGAGACUUGGGCACGUGAGGGACCUGACCCAUGUGCAUGUUGGUUUCGAUGGAGUGUUAAUAUUUUUUUGUUGAGAGACAUCUUCUAACUUUAAUCUUCAUUGUUAAUGGAGCUGAGGAACAUCUCAGCACUUCCUCAGUGAACAGGGUAUUUUGUGUCUGGGUAAGGGGCCAUAACCCAGCAGCCAGCUGAUGCCUCAGGAGAUGGUUCUGUCUUGGAUUCCCUCUGUUAAUCAGACAGAUUCCUUCAGUGAGGCUUUCAUGUGGCUUAUGUUGGCUCUUGCUCCAGAAUUUUUUUAGAAAACCUAUAUUCCUCCAUUUUUUUGUGCAAGGAGCCACAGGGCACUGGUGUCCCCAGGCUGGAGCUAGUUUAGGUGACUCUUCCUCCCCCAGCCCACAAUCUCACCAAGCACUGUCCCCCCCUGCCCUGGUACAGCAAGUACUUCUGACUUGUGUAUUGAUAACAGCUGCUCCCUGCCAGCCUUUGCUCGUGGGUACUGAAAAUAAUCAAAUGUUGCUGGCAUCUGGCUGAACUGAGCCUUGGAAUUAAGAACCUUGUCUCUGGAAAACUGCUUACACAAACCUGUGGGAACACGGAGACUUCUCAGAUCAAGAAAAAGUCUGUGUGGAAUUUAGACCAUGUCUUGCCUCUGCCUGGUGUCCUCCUCAUCCUCAAACUGGUGUCCAGGGGGAGUUUUUUGUGUGUGCAAUCGGUGAUGGAUACACUACAGUCCCUGAGCAGCUGCUGUGCCCUGGACUCAGCCCAGAGCACCUGCCCACACCUCCCUUGGGGUGCCAGACCCCACAGGGCUGGGCCACUGCUGGGGCAGCAGCUUUGGGAUCCCUAAAGCACUUCCUGCUGUGGGCCAUGCUCCAGUCAGGGUCCAACACUAACCCUGCUGGAAAGCAGUGCUGGAUUUUGGUAUUUUUAAAGAAAAAAUAAGGUACAAAAAGGAUUUUAUUUUUCUUAACGUUUUGUGUGGGAAAUGUCUCUUUUUAUGCUCUCAUUGAGGAUGUUUAACCUUCUCAGAAAUUCCAAACACAGCUCUUGCUACCAUGUCUGUAGGGCCUGAGGUGUUCACUUUAUAUUCUUUAUUAGGCUUGAUCAUGUUCAGUGAUUUUCUCUGAAGUCAGAGCAUUCUGAUAUUGCAGCUAUCAGCUGAUAUAUUUUAUAUAUAUAUAUAUGUAUAUGUAUAUAUAUAUGUGUAUAUAUAUCAGAUAUGUUGCUGGUGCUGUGCUUCUGUGUGAGUGCCCCAACCUGCUCCAUUCAUUCCCUGUCCAUGGUGACUUGCUGAGCACAGGGACGUGCUGUGGCAGCACCAGGACACCUUGGGAGCAUUGGACAGGAGCCACAGACUGUCAGUGGCCACCCUGGCUGUGCCACAGUGCUGUGCCAGGACACAGAAGGCUUUAAACUUGUCAAAUGCUGUGAUGGAGGCUGCUGCUGCUCCUCCUGUGCCACUCGAUGUCUUGGUUCACUUUGUGUUCAGACUUCUUAGAGAUGCUUCUUUUUUCCACCAAAAAGUGAUUCAUAGCAGCCAGCAGCUGGGCUUGGACUCAGGAGGGAAAACAGGAGAGGUUGUUUAGUUUGUGAACAAAACUCUGAACUGAAGAGAAGGUGAGUCUUUCAAAAAAGCUUUAACAUUGUUAGAUGAGAACAGGCCAGUUCAGAGGAUCUUGGUGACUGCAGGGGCUGUUCUGAGUGCCAGGCUCAGAUGCUAAAAUGUACAUUUUAACCACGUCUUUGUAAGCUGAGUAACCAGAAUGUAGUUGCUUAGUACAGCUCCUUUGUAGGGAAAAGAUUGCACAGCUGUUCUAAUGGAUUGGCUUCAGCAGAGUGAGAGGCAGCUGCUGAAUUAAUUUGUGUGGGCUCCAAAAUAAGGAAUCUUGGAUAGUUGGGUUAUUUCAUGCUGAGACCUAGGGGAAAUCCACAGAACUGGUAAUUUUGGUGGAGAAUUGCAGUGUGCUGUCCCAGCACAUUGUUUUUCCUUCAUGGGAACACAGUGACAUGUUUUUCACCUACUUUCUUGUUACAUUUUUGGGGUGGCCCCACACUUCUGGUGACCUCCUGCCUCCAGCUCUGGCACCUGGGCAGUGCCUGGGCUGCCCUGCCCAGGGAACAGGUUUUGUGGUUUACUGGAGCUUCUCCUCUGCAGCUGCACCUGGGCACAGUGCAGGCAUCCUGCAGCCUGUGGCCAGCUGAAUUUAGGAGCAAGAAUUCCACGAUUCUGUGAUUCCAGUGGUGCAGAGGCUGGUUCCACCAUUCCUGAACACAUUGUGCAAGCAUUAGCUGUUGUAGCUGUCAAAUUAUUGUAUAGACCUGUCCUGUCCAUAGGCUGUUGAAGGUGUUUGCAGCUCGGGAAGGAAAUUUCGUGGGCAAAUCACCUUCUCUGGUCACCACAUAGUCUUGGAGAAUCAGUUCAAAUGGAGUAAUAGGGCUGGAAUGUGGAUUUUUGGCCUUUCUUCUAAAAAAACCCUUCUUUUAUCUUAAAUUUCAGGAUAGAAUGGGAAAGACACAAUUACUAGACAUAACUAUCAAUGAGCAUAAAAUCUGUAUAUAUUGAAACUUGACAGAAUUAUGUGGGAGGGGAGGGGGGAGGGUGGGAUGGGGGUGUCCGACGCUGGUACGGAGAAGUCACUUUAACAUGGAAACCUCUGCCUCAUUGAAUUCAGGGUUUAAUGUACUUGAAGCUCUGCAGUUCCUUUUACAGCUUUUUUUAUUUAUACAUGAUUUUUUUUGUAUACUGCAUUGAAAAUGUCCUCGACUUCCCCUCCCCAAGUUCCUUCCUGCUCCCCUGUGCAGUGGAUCCAUGGCAAACGGGAGGGUUUGGGAGCAGCUGGCUCGGAGGUGUGUGCUCACCAGGUGUUGUGUGGGAGACAGCGACCUUGGAGCAGUGCUGUCCCUUUGCUUCCCAUUCCCAUCAGCUUUCCCCACCAUUUUCUCUUUGUGUAGCAAAAACAUUUGCACUUAAGAUACACUCCUACACGUUGGAUGUAUUCCCAGUGUUGUUCUGAGGGAAAAAGGAGAAAGAGAAAAAGGCAAAACAGGAAGAAAAGAAAGGUUGUUUCCUGUGUUACUGUAUUUCCCAGUGAGCAGCUCAGGUCUGUGUUCCCCUGGGAGGGGUCCUGCUGCUCCAGAGCGGGAGGUAGGGAGCUGGAACUGUGCUUUGUGUAGGGGAUUUCUGUGCUUAAUGUGAAUAAAAAAGGGAAAACAUGUAUGAAUUUGCCAAAGCCAUUUACCACUCCCUGUGCCCCGGGGCUGUGCCCUCGCUGUGCCACCGCCAGCUCCAGGGGCAGGCAGCUGUGUGGGGUCCCUCUGGAGAUGCCAGCUUUGUGGGGUCCCUCUGGAGAUGCCAGCUUUGUGGGGUCCCUCUGGAGAUGCCAGCUUUGUGGGGUCCCUCUGGAGAUGCCAGCUGCCUGGGGUCCCUGGGAGCCCCCCACCUUGCAGUUCUCUCUCACUUUUGGGUCAUAACCAGACUGAACGAACCCCUACAGGACGAACCCCUGUUCCAGGUGGAUCUGUAUCUCAUUUUGGUGUCACUUUUCCAACAAGCCCCCAACAGGGUGAUCCUGUCCCAUCUGAGCCAGGGGUUGGGGGUUGCAUUGGGGGUGCUCUGAGGACCCCAGCCCGUCUGUCUCCACGCGAGUGAUGUUGCACAACACAGAUCCCCGCGGAUCCGUCUCCAUCCCCACGUGCUCUGUAAGAUGGACCUUUGUAGAGUCGUUAUUUCUGUAGACUUUGUUUAUCUGUAACAAACUUUGUAGAUUCUGUGAAAUGUUAUUUUAACGAAAUCACUCGAGUCUUUAAUAGCAAAGCGUCGAUAUUCACCGGAGUUGGUCUUGGAAGAGUUUUUGGACGCAGAUGCAGCCCUGGCACUACCGAGGAGUGUCUGAUUCCACGGGGCAUUACUGUAUCAUGACUUGAUGUUGCCACAUAGACUUUGAGAUAUCCAAUAUUUUGGGGGGUUUGUGUUGGCCUCUGUCCUCUUGCAUAGUGUGAAGCCUGUAAAGCUGGUUCCCUGUACAUAGAUAGCUCCUGUCCUCUAGGUAGAGCGUAUCGAGACUUGCCUGUAAUAUUUUAGCUUCUUACUGACUGUGUGUGAUGGUAGAACAUAUAAUUUUUGUACAUUCUAUUUACUGAGAUGUUGCCUUUUUUUUUUUUUUUUUUAAUUUUACAAAUACUCUGGAAUUCAGAUGUGGUUUUUUGGGGUUUUGGUUUGGGGUUUUUUUUGUUUGUUUUCCUUUUUUUUUUUUCUUUUCUUUUUUUUUUUUUUUUUUUUCCCUUUUGCUUUUCCGCGAGGAUUCCUUUGGAAAGGUUUUUAAUGACAUUCCACUGAUCUGAAAUUUUUUUGCUUGAGGUUGACUUCAAUAAAUCGUUCUGAAUGUUCCAAUGA